UCGAUCGUGACGUGGUUGGUGUGGCUAGAAAGAGACGAACUGGUCAUAAUAUUGAUAACUUUCUACAGGUCGUUCACUAAGUUAUUAUGGAAUAAUUCAGUUGGCAUUUUAUUCUCAACAGUUAACAAACCAUUUAGUGCAGUCUUCUCUGGCAUUGAGACCUCUAGGCUGCUGCGCUGGGACACGCCAGUCAUAGCCCUGGGACUGUCUGCGUCAUCAUGAAGCUGUACAGCCUAAGCGUUCUCCACAAAGGAGCGACUAAAUCCAAUCUCCUCAAAUCCGCAUAUGACCUCUCCUCCUUCAGUUUCUUCCAGCGCUCCAGUGUCCAAGAGUUCAUGACCUUCACCAGCGCCUUGAUUGUGGAGCGUUCUGCACACGGCAGCCGAGCCUCAGUCAAAGAACAAGAGUACCUGUGCCAUGUGUAUGUGAGGAAUGACAGUCUGAGUGCGGUGGUGAUAGCAGACAGCGAGUACCCCCAAAGAGUCGCCUUCACACUACUAGACAAAGUGCUAGAGGAGUUCUCCAGGCAAGUGGAAAGUAUAGACUGGCCAUCUGGAAACCCAGACACCAUCAACUACAAGGCCCUGGACAUCCACCUGGCCAAAUACCAGAACCCCAGAGAGGCAGAUGCGAUGACCAAAGUGCAGGCUGAGCUAGACGAGACAAAAAUCAUUUUGCACAACACCAUGGAGUCUCUGUUGGAGAGAGGGGAGAAGCUGGAUGACCUGGUGCAGAAGUCUGAACACCUGGGGAACCAGUCUAAAGCAUUUUAUAAGACUGCACGGAAGCAGAACUCAUGCUGUGAGGUCAUGUGAUGUUGCUGACUGUCCUCUUGGAUAUAUCUCUCUUGGCCUUUCUGCUCAUUCUACAACUUCCAUCGUGCCCCAGCCUCCAGGAGACCGAAUGG
Messenger RNA from Oncorhynchus nerka (sockeye salmon), 907 nucleotides. Its product is annotated as synaptobrevin homolog YKT6-like. Lineage: Eukaryota; Metazoa; Chordata; Actinopteri; Salmoniformes; Salmonidae. The coding region runs from base 219 to 815 and encodes 198 amino acids. The record is from RefSeq and is a predicted model, not a curated record. Gene Ontology annotation, biological process: endoplasmic reticulum to Golgi vesicle-mediated transport. The transcript has 8 exons. Gene Ontology annotation, cellular component: Golgi apparatus. Gene Ontology annotation, molecular function: SNAP receptor activity.